AUGUCGUCGACUCCAGAAUACAAGAUUACCGAUCUGACCCCUUCCGAUUUUGCGGAGUGGAACGCCUUGUUUCGGGCCUACAUCGACUUCUACGAAUCCUCCCUCCCCGAUGAGCAGUAUACAAAGACCUUUAACCGCCUCGUCAACAAGACCAAUGGCCUCGGAGCAUUGGUCAUGAGGGAAGUUUCAGACGAUAAAACGAGAAUCGUUGGCUUUGCUCAUUUCCUUCCUAUGGAAUCGACUUGGAUUGAAAAGAAGAUUCUGUUCCUUGAUGAUUUAUAUGUUGAUCCGUCGGUUCGUCGAAAGGGCCUGGGACGCAAACUGAUACAGGCGGUUGGCGACGUGGCCAAAAACAACGACUUCGCUCGCGUCCACUGGGUCACAAAGCACACCAAUGCUCGUGCCCGAGCAUUGUAUGACACGGUGGCGAAAACUAUCUUCACGGAAUAUCGCAUGGAGCUAGAGUAG
Messenger RNA from Scedosporium apiospermum, 468 nucleotides. RefSeq lists its product as uncharacterized. NCBI's taxonomy places the organism in Eukaryota, Fungi, Ascomycota, Sordariomycetes, Microascales, Microascaceae. Gene Ontology annotation, molecular function: N-acetyltransferase activity. The record is from RefSeq and is a predicted model, not a curated record. The transcript is spliced from 2 exons. Bases 1 to 468 code for a protein of 155 amino acids.